AUGCAUCUCCAGUCGCUCACUCUCGCCUUCCUGGCAUCCGCCACAUCCGUUGUCGCCAACGAUGUAGUGUCGAUCUUUCUCCCGGAGGCUGACCCCCAGCCCAUCGUCGGCAAGGUCAUCGGCGUUGAUGGCCCUGUCACCUCUUACGUUCUCUACUGUGCCCCUGGCACUGAUGAUUAUGACUGCGGACUUCCCCCGGACGGCUACACUGUCGCCCAAGGUGCCUCCACCCACCGUAUGAUCUACAGCUACGAGGACUACGUCCAAAGCCGAGGCUGCCAGAUCGGCAACAAAUCAGUCAUCACCUGUGAUAUCAAGAUGCACGACGCGACCACCACCACAGCAACCUCCGAGACCCUGACCACCACCAGCGUGCCUUACCUCCCCGUCACCAUCACCGCCACCGAGACCGGCGCCACAAACAAGGCCACUGCGACCGCUAGCUCCGCCUCCGCGACCGCCACGGCUAAGUCCACCCUGUCGACCACCGCGUCCGGCAGCGCCUCAGCCAGCGCUACCGGCACCGGUGCCGAUGCCUCCGCAACGGAUAGCAGCAACGCUGCCCUGGCCCAGGCUACCGGUCACGCGGGCUUGAUUGCCGGCGGUGCUGCGAUGGCGUUGGCGUUGGCUAUGGCGUAG
This is a messenger RNA of Aspergillus melleus, 639 nucleotides long. RefSeq names its product putative GPI anchored glycoprotein. The record is from RefSeq and is a predicted model, not a curated record. The transcript is spliced from 3 exons. NCBI's taxonomy places the organism in Eukaryota, Fungi, Ascomycota, Eurotiomycetes, Eurotiales, Aspergillaceae. The coding region runs from base 1 to 639 and encodes 212 amino acids.